AUGUUUCCCAGAGUCUCACGUGAACAUCUGACAGGAGAUGUAGCGCAUGAGGAAGCUCCAUUUCUCGUGGAUCAUGAAAAGAGGUCGGAAAUGUCUGCAGGAGAUGCACGAGCUCGACCAUCAUUAGCUGGAAGGCAUCGUCUUUCUUCUUUUAACAUUUUGCUCCUUAUUCUGCUGUUCCUCUCCAAUGGUGCUUGGUGGGCUAGCUUGAACCAUAGGGGUGCGCAAGAACCAAUCACUGCUUGUGUUCGGCCCCAGCUUGUAUGGUCACCGGGCACGGCGGCUAUUGAAUACGACAGGGUAGUUUUAAACAGGUCAAUUGAAUCAGAGAACGUAUUCGCUGGCAAGCGCACUAAGGCUAUGGACGAAGCUUGGGCUGAACUCAUCAAGCCAAUGGCAAUAAAGAUAUCGAAAAAAGAGAUUGAGAGACUAGGAGAGACUUCUAUUUCUUUCAGGGACGGGUCAGGCUAUCUGGCUGAAAUGUCCGUUUUCCAUGAGCUCCACUGUGUGAAACAUCUUCGCGAACACCUGACUAUGGAUUUUCGUAACAUGACGGAAUUCGAGUUGGAUUUUGAAAGAGGACACGUAGACCACUGCUUGGAGUAUUUCCGGGAGGCAGCUAUGUGCAGGGGAGAUCCGACACUGGCCUUCUUCACGUGGGAUGCCGGAAUACCGAAAUCGAAAAGGGACACUACGAACGAAUGUGUGAAAUGGGACAAAUUGCGUACUUUUGCCGAGUCUCGUAUGGUCGAUGUGUCUGAUUACAGCAUCUUGAAUCAGGAUGGAUAAAAUGGACUUUAAUCGUCUCGUGUUUGAGUGCAGAUGCACGAACUUGUUCUUUUAUCGACGACUCUGAGUGGAACUUCAAGGCUGGGUAUAUAAUCGACCGAUUAAGAAAGAAACACUUUAUUUCUAAUACAUUACUACGGACGUACACAAACGUCCUCCGGUG
This is a messenger RNA of Parastagonospora nodorum SN15, 952 nucleotides long. RefSeq lists its product as hypothetical. The transcript is spliced from 5 exons. Lineage: Eukaryota; Fungi; Ascomycota; Dothideomycetes; Pleosporales; Phaeosphaeriaceae. The coding region runs from base 1 to 789 and encodes 262 amino acids. Gene Ontology annotation, biological process: mycotoxin biosynthetic process. The record is from RefSeq and is a predicted model, not a curated record.